AAACAAAGUAAGGCCACCACGCAAUAUCUUUGUGUUGUUACUUUAAACGAUGUAGCGGUAGGAGAUUGAGUGGGGAAGUGAUCUCAGGAGUUUAUUUCCUUUUUGUUGGAAGUGAACGGUCUUCUGCCACGUUUGGAAGUGUGACUCUAAAUACAGAACUUACGUCGCACCUUCGUAAUUGUGUCAUUAGUUUAACUGAUCUCAUCUGUUUUUACUUAGUUUGAAAACUUGUAGACGAACAUUACGGGUAUAUGUCAAUGUUUACGAAGAAAGUGUAAAGUGAUAGAGACCUUGUAGGGCGAUUUUGUGUUUUUGUUUUGUGAUAUAAUCUUUUUUUCAUUGUCCGUUUUAUCUCGUUUCUCUGUUGUGAAAUCCUUUCACGAUGUCAAUACACAAGUGGCUUUCUACUGGAUCAAUUUACCUAAAUGUGGAAGAUAUAGAUGAAAAACAUAAUGGUGAUAUUACGAGGAAUGUCAAAAAGCAGAAAAACCGUUAUGCUCCAGCUCUCAAACAUUUUCUGCCAUACCGCCCUGCUCCUGCUGAUAGUCGUGCAAUGCCAAGUAAUUCAGCUGGAAUGUUCUCCUUUGUUGCUAUUACGUGGAUGUCGCGACUUAUGUGGAAAGCUUACAGGAAGGGUCUGACUGAAGAUGAUUUGUUUGAUUUACAGAUGGUUGAUCGUGCAGAACCAAAUGCUCAACGUCUUGAGAAGUUGUGGCAUGCACAUGUUGUGAAACGUGGGGAGAUGUCCUCCUUGUCCUCUGUAAUGUGGAGGUUUUGUCGAACAAGAUGCAUUGUUGCUAUGACAUUUAUGGUUUUGGCAGUGAUAUUCCAGUUCCUAGGACCGGCUGUAGUUCAGCAGUUCAUAUUAGCAUAUGUGGAGGAUAAAAAGCAGCCCCUUUGGUGGGGCAUAUCCUUAGUUGCAAUGUUGUUUGCAUGCCAAUUACUUCGUAAUUAUUGCUUUGGAGCUGGAUAUGUAAUGGGCCUCCAUACAGCAACAAGAGUGCAAGGCGCUAUGCAACACCUUAUAUACAAGAAAAUGUUGUUACUACGGACUGGAGGAGACAGAGUGCUGGGUCAAAUACUAACCUUUGUAACAAAUGAGCAGGAACGAAUCUUUGAAGCUUGCCAUAUGGGUGUCCUUUUACUAGGUACCCCAGUGAUGUUUGUGAUGUGUGUUGCAUAUUCUCUUCUUGUUCUUGGACCAUGGGCAUUGGUUGGAAAUGUUGUUAUCCUUCUUUUCUAUCCAGUUAUGGCAGGGAUUGCUAGCUUAACAAGUAUGGUCCGUAUUAGUACAGUAAAGGUUACAGAUCAGAGAGUUGGACUGAUGAGUGAAAUAUUAAACAGUAUACGUCUUAUCAAGAUGUACGCUUGGGAAGACAGUUUUGCCAACAAAAUUGCAACUGUUAGGAAUUUUGAAAGAAAGCAGCUACAGAAGGCAGCAUUUUUGCAGUCUUUUAGCAAUACAAUAACACCAGCUAUCACACUUCUAGCAUCUAUAUCUACCUUUUUGGGAUACAGCAUUACUGGAAACAACCUGAUUGCAGCUGAAGUAUUUACAAUAUUUGCAGUGUUUACUGCUAUGCAAUUUACUGUGGGAACACUUCCUUACGGCAUUAAAUGUUUAGCAGAAGCAAAUGUCAGCUGUAAAAAACUGCAGAAAUUUCUCCAUCGACCAAACUAUGAGUCUCCAUUCAUACGAUCAGUGGGAGAGAAACUGGUUGAAUUCAGAAAUGGAACGUUUGCAUGGGAAGUUGCAGUUGGCGACACUAAAUCCAAGAAGAAAGGCAAUAGAAAGAAAGUGAGUGUUGUGAAACGUGAACCAGUAGAAAAUGAUGAUUCUAUGGAGGAAGAAGGAAAAUUUAUCAGUGUAGAUGAGAACCAACCUGUGGAAACACUGCAUGAUAUUACUUUAGAUGUACACCGUGGAAAGUUAAUUGGUAUAUGUGGUAGUGUCGGAUCUGGCAAAAGCUCUCUUCUUUCUGCCAUUACAGGAGAUAUGAGGCCAGUGAAUGGUCACAUAAAAGUGAUGGGCAGUGUGGCCCUUGUGUCUCAGCAGGCAUGGAUCUUCAAUGAUACUGUGAGAGAAAAUAUCCUUUUUGGAUUGCCGUAUCACGAAGAGAGAUACAGAGAUGUCAUUACAUGCUGUAGUCUGCAACGUGACUUGGAGCUCCUUGCUAAUGGAGACAAAACAGAAAUUGGAGAAAGAGGAUCUAACUUAAGUGGAGGACAAAAACAGAGAAUAAACUUGGCACGAGCAGUGUACGCUAAUAAAGAUAUCUAUUUGCUAGAUGAUCCAUUGAGUGCUGUUGAUGCAAAGGUGGCAAGAAAUAUUUUUAAUCAUUGUAUUAAAUCAAAGCUUUCUGGGAAAACUGUUCUCUUGGUUACACAUGGAAUGCAGUUCCUGGAACAGUGUGAUGAAGUGUUAUACAUGAAGGAUGGUUAUAUAUUGGAAAGAGGGACACAUAAGGAGCUGUUAAAUUUAAAGGGAGACUAUUAUCAAAUGUUGCAGUUUGAUCAUGUGAGAGACAACAAAGAAACAAAAGAAGGUGAUUCCGUGAAUGAAGAGGGACUCUAUUCUGAAGAAGAGUAUGAUGAUCUGGCUGGCAAACUCAUAAGUGAUGAAGAACAUACUACUACACAAGCAGGAUACAAGGCAUAUCUCAAGUAUGCCAAGUACUGUGGGGGAUACUGUAUCAUGCUUGUAUUACUUCUGCUUGUGCUUCUGUUCACUUUGUCGAGACUGGGUGCAGGUGUAUGGUUACAAAUAUGGCUGGAUGAAGGUGAUGGCAAAGAGGGUGAACGAAUAUAUAAUGUGACACAUUACAAUCAAACAUUUGAUAAUAUGAAAGGGUUUGUGAAUGACAAUCCUUUUCUAUGGUUUUACCAGUUGAUUUAUGGCAUGACAUUUGUUGUAAUGAUGGUUUUUGGGAUGAUAAAAGGAAUAGGUAUAGCAAGACAACUACUGUAUGGUUCUUCUAGAUUACACGAUACAAUGUUCAGAAAAGUGAUGAGAUGCCCAGUGUCUUUCUUUGAUGUAACACCUGCAGGAAGAAUAUUGCAAAGAUUUUCAAAAGAUAUGGACGAACUUGAUGUUCGAGUACCCUUCUUCUUCGAGUUUGUAUGGCAAGGAUUGAUGUUUGUGAUCACCCAGAUGUUCCUUGUUUGUUUCAUCUUUCCUAUUUUCUCCAUUGCAAUGGCUGUGGCAACAGGCCUCUUCAUUUUUCUGGAUAUGUGGCUUAAUGUUGGUUUGAGAGAGACUAAGAGACUCGACAAUUUGUUGAAAUCACCAGUUCUGAACCAUAUAUCUUCAUCAAUGGCAGGGCUGUCAAUUAUUCGCACUUAUGGCAGACAGAAGAUAUUUUUGGAAAGAUUCUGCCUGAAGUUAAAUCGUACAUUAGCUUCUGAUCUUAUAUUUCGGUCCUCUGUACGCUGGUUCACAUUUCGUAUGGACAUGAUAGCUGUGGUUAUAGUCACACUUACGGGAUUGUCUGUUAUUCUUCUGCGUGACACUGUGACUUCAGCUCAGAGUGGAUUAGCAUUGUCAUGUGUGUUUGCAGUAAGCACAUUUGUGCCAUAUGUGAUGCAGUUGAAAUCUGAAAUGCAAGCACGAUUUACAUCUGUUGAAAGAGUUCUAGAGUAUACUGAGGACCUGCCAGAAGAAGCAGCAGUGAAAAUUCCAGAUAACUCUCCACCCGAAAAUUGGCCAUGGGCAGGGGAAGUAAUAAUGAAGGAUGUUACACUUCGCUACAGACCUGAACUUCCGUUAGUGUUGCAGGGUGUAUCUGCCGAAAUCAAGGCUGGUGAAAAAGUGGGCAUUGUUGGCCGCACUGGAGCAGGCAAAUCAUCUCUUGUUACUACACUGUUACGACUCACAGAACUUUCUGGAGGGAGUAUUCUCAUUGAUGGUAUUGACAUAUCAAAAAUUGGGCUUCAUGAUUUACGAUCUGCCAUAGCCAUCAUUCCUCAGGACCCUGUACUCUUUCAGGGAACUGUGAGAUACAACUUAGAUCCAUUUAAUGAGCACACUGAUGAAAAAAUAUGGGAAGCACUGGAGAAGGCACAUCUCAAAGAAAAGGUAAGCCGUGAAGAGAAGCAACUCCUCACUGCUGUGGAAGCCGAUGGUGAAAAUUUGUCUGUGGGAGAAAAGCAAUUAGUGUGCUUGGCACGAGCUUUACUACGCAAAAAUCGUAUUCUUCUACUUGAUGAAGCUACUGCUUCAGUUGAUAUUGAGACAGACUUCUUGAUUCAACAAACUGUUCGUGAUGCAUUUGCUCAUUGCACUGUACUUACUAUUGCGCAUCGCCUUAACACAGUGGCUACCUACAACCGAGUAAUGGUCAUGGAUGCUGGAAAGGUUGUGGAGUUUGACACACCAGUCAGUUUAAUGAAUAGAGAAGACUCACUCUUCAGACAAAUGAUGCUUGCCAUGGGAAUCUCGACGUUACAGGAUCUCAGUAUAUGAUAUUUUUGUAAUUUAGGGAACAAAUGUAAAUUAAUGGUUCUGGAAAACGUUGCUAUUUAACAGCUGAAUUAUAUUUGUAGGAGGCUACAUUAUUGCAGCUGAAUUUAUGAGAACUCAUAAUUUUUGGAAGUAAAAUGGAUAAUGAGAAAUCAGUCAAGGUCAUUGCAGUCUUAUCAUUGUUCGAAAAGUACAAUAUUGUCUUGUAGUGAUACAGCAAAUUUUUGCAGACAGAGGAAGCUUGGAUAUUUUCGUAAUGGAAUUAUUUACACUAACACAUUAAAUCUGUUAUUUGGCAAUUUAAGAGCAUGGUGGCAGUGGCCUUACUUAAAUGUCGGUAUGUUUUUAUACGAUUUAUAUUUAAUUUUUGAAAAAUAUUUAUCAUGCUAUUUAGCAUCAACUUUAAUGUAAAAAACACAUCUUAUUUUUGAGACUUUUGUAAAUGUAUGUAUGUAUGUUAAUGCAGUUUUUGUCUUUGCAUACAGAGAUAAGUGUUUAUUCGGUGGAGCAUGUCUUGACAACUAUUUUUUGAUUCAAUAUGCUAUAAGUUGAUAAUGAUCCCAUAGUGAAAGAAACCUUUUGCUUUGACCUUACAAACUAUGUAGAGCACUCUGAAAAAUAUACAGCCCACCCAUUACAAUUACAUGUUUCACCUGUGAGUGACCACACACACAGUGAAACUACUGUUUAUAGUCAUAAAUGAGUGAGAAUCUGGUGCUGUUGAUAUGGAGGAAUUACUUUCUUUUUUCAGAAUUGAAAUUUCCUAGACUUAUUAAUGCUGUUUGUUAAGAAUCUUAUUUUGCAAAUAAUCUGCUCUUAUAAAGCAAUUUUUCUGGUUGUAAUUAACUACCUUGAAACUGUACUUAAAUCAUCAGUUUUGUAUUUGUGAAAUGAAAAACAUAGGUUUGUGUAGCAUUGGAUGGGCGAAUUCACGUAAAAUUGUUAUAAAUCCAUUUUGUUAUCAACAGUUUUUCUGUAAGUUAGAUCUGAACAGUAAGUUUGUAUGUAUAUGAUUUUGAUGAUCUAGUCUUCCACUUGCCCUGUUAUUUGUUGAAAUUGACUUGGUAGAGUUUUUUUCAUUUCAUUACUACUCAAUGCUGGCUUUUGUCACUGUUUGUACAGAAUGUAAAAGUGACACAUUUUAGAAAGCCCUGUUACUGUAUAGCUUAAGAAAUUAGUAUCCUUUAAAUAUACUCCAGGAAGCAGAAAAUGGAAAAUAACUUAACAGUAAAAGAAAUGUUGUUGUCAACUUGGGAAAAUUUGUCUUUUGGCUACCACAGUUCAUUAUUUCGCCCCUUUACAGAAAGGCCUUUAUUGCAUAUGCACAAAAAGGAAAAAUUCGUUACAAACUUCUUACAAAUGUGUCAGCAUGCAUAUUAUUGGAAAGUAAACACACUGUGAAGACACUAUAAGAUGACUAAUAAAAAGCAAAUGUUACCAGUCCAUAAUUAAAAUCCAGAUUUCUCUAUUUUAGAACAGUUUAGUUAUCUGUCCCCAUAACAGAAGUGAGGUUUCUUCAUAAGUGGAGUGCAAUGUUCCUCAUUGCUGCACACAUUAACGGGAAUUGAAAUUUGUGCAGCCAUUUGAGAUCUAAUAUUGUUUGUUUAAUUUACAUUUUAUAUGUAACAGCAGACUUUUCCUGGCAAAUAUCAACUCCAAAUAAUUUAAGUGGGCAAAAUAAUUGAGCUUGGCAUAUAUAAUUGAUUGUUUUAAUUGACUGUCAUAAUACUCACUUGUUAUAAUACUCAAAUGUAUAUUCUGUUUUACUGGAAUGUACUGAAAUUACUCGGCUUCUCUGUAAAAAAAAAAAAAAAAACUAUUUUGUUUUUGUUGUGCCAGUGGUCGUCAUUAUCUGUUUUAGUAGUCUUUGGAGAAGAUAGUAAAACUAUUCUUCAGAAAAUUCAGCUGUGAUUUAUUCCAAACUAUAGAAUUUAGUAAUAUUUAUUUAUUUGAAAGUUAAAUGUAUGUAGCCAUAUUGUUGCAAAAGAGUACAAAAGUAUUUCUCAGUAAAUUUUAAUGUUCUUUUACAUGUGAUAAAAUAUUCUUACUGUUAUUACAUGAUUAAAUGUUUUACAUGGUUACUUCAUUUGAAUUCUGAACUAUGUUUCAAGAUGAUGUACUUAAAAUUAUGAAAGCUAAGUGCCUAAAUAAAUGUAUACUCAGAGUUAUAAUAAAUAUGCAGUUGUGCUGCUAA
Molecule: messenger RNA, 6653 nt
Organism: Schistocerca gregaria
Lineage: Eukaryota; Metazoa; Arthropoda; Insecta; Orthoptera; Acrididae
Product: ATP-binding cassette sub-family C member 5-like
Exons: 26
Coding region: 383-4462 (1359 amino acids)
Biological process (GO): transmembrane transport
Cellular component (GO): membrane
Molecular function (GO): ATP binding; ABC-type transporter activity; ATP hydrolysis activity
Source: RefSeq, a predicted model, not a curated record